This is a messenger RNA of Eublepharis macularius, 531 nucleotides long. Its product is annotated as ferritin heavy chain A-like. The transcript is spliced from 4 exons. Gene Ontology annotation, cellular component: cytoplasm. NCBI's taxonomy places the organism in Eukaryota, Metazoa, Chordata, Lepidosauria, Squamata, Eublepharidae. Gene Ontology annotation, biological process: iron ion transport; intracellular iron ion homeostasis. Bases 1 to 531 code for a protein of 176 amino acids. Gene Ontology annotation, molecular function: ferrous iron binding; ferric iron binding. The record is from RefSeq and is a predicted model, not a curated record.
AUGACGUCCCAAGUGAGCCAGAAUUUCCAUGCGGAGUGUGAGGCUGCUGUAAACCAGCUGGUGAACCUGGAGCUCUGGGCCAGUUAUGUGUACUUAUCCAUGGCCUGUCACUUUGACCGUGAUGAUGUAGCCUUGAGUCACGCAGUCAAGUUCUUCAAGCAGCAGUCCUAUGAAGAGAGAGAGCAUGCGGAGAAGUUUCUGAGAUACCAGAACAAGCGAGGGGGUCGCCUUGUGCUGAAGGACAUCAAGAAGCCAGAGCAGGAUGAGUGGGGAAACAUUUUGGAAGCGCUGCAGAAGGCCUUGCAACUGGAAAAGACAGUGAACCAAGCCCUGUUGGAUCUGCAUAAGCUGGCAACCGAGAAGGCAGACCCCCAUCUUUGUGACUUUCUGGAGUCCCAAUUCCUUGAGGAGCAAGUGAAGACCAUCAAGAGGCUGGGAGACCACAUCACCAACCUGAAGCGCUUGGGCUUGCCCCAGAACGGCACGGGAGAGUACCUUUUCGACAAGCUCACCUUGGGCGAGAGCAGCUGA